This is a messenger RNA of Penicilliopsis zonata CBS 506.65, 1035 nucleotides long. RefSeq lists its product as hypothetical. The record is from RefSeq and is a predicted model, not a curated record. Bases 1 to 1035 code for a protein of 344 amino acids. The transcript has 2 exons. NCBI's taxonomy places the organism in Eukaryota, Fungi, Ascomycota, Eurotiomycetes, Eurotiales, Aspergillaceae.
AUGGACUUCUCCAAUCCCUCGUUCGAUCCAGCCGACUUCCUCAACGAAAACCUUCCCCCGUUAACCCUCGCGUCGACGCAACCACAUGCCUCUCGCGCGCCCGGGGCGGUGCCUCUGGCCGAGCUCUCGACGCAGAUCCAGUCGCUUCUCGCGCAGAUCAAUGCACAGAACGUACGAUUAUCGAAUAACCUCACCCAGUUGACGGAUGAGAUCUUGCGCAGCGGGAGUCGGCUGGCGUACGAGGUUGAGGUGCUCCGGGGGGAAACCAUUGGGUUGUCGGAUACGUUGGCUGAAGCGUUGCAUGCGGAUAUCGAGAGAUUCGUUCCUGGUCAUCACGGUUCGAUAGAGUCUAAGGAGGAUUCCAGUGAAGAUACUGCAAAAGAAGAUACUACAAGAGAAGAGUCUACAAAAGAAGAGUCUACAGAGUCUACGUCGUCUAUACACGAUCCCGACUUUAUCGUCAAGGUGCGCACGCUGAACCAAGUCCGCGCCCGACUAGAAGAGGUGGUGCACACGUUUGGCGAGGCAAUGGAAUGGCCGCUCCCGCCGUCAGAGAUGUCGCUGGCCUCGUCGUUCAUCUCGGUGUCUGCGCCGGAGCCCGUUGUCGGUGCGGACGGCAGCCAUAAUACCCUGGAGGAAAAGGGCCAGGCGAAGCUGCAGGCCUUUCACGACGAGAUCACAGCACUCCUGGAUGCCCAUGGCCAUGGCCAUGGGCAUGCCGACGCCGCCGCACGACGCAUCGAAGCCCUGCGCGUCCUGGCGACCGUAUGGAAAGGCACAGCAGAGGAAAAGGCACGCACACGCUUUCUCGACGGCUUGGCACGGCUGGUUGAUGACCGGCGGAAAGCAUUGGAGAAGGAGAGGAACCAGGCCGCGCGUGACCGCGACGCAUCACUGCGGGAAUCGACGACGCUGCGGGGUUCAAACAGCGCUCGAGGGCGCUCAUCAAUGGAUCAGAGCCGUGAGGGCGAAAGCACGACGAGUGGAUUACUCCGCAAUCUGCAGCGUUUACGAGACGAGAUUUAUCUAGAGUGA